Molecule: messenger RNA, 1575 nt
Organism: Rotaria sp. Silwood2
Lineage: Eukaryota; Metazoa; Rotifera; Eurotatoria; Philodinida; Philodinidae
Source: the annotation of a GenBank genome assembly
AUGGCUGAACCAUCGGAAACAUCAUCAGGAAGUAUUAAAAAUAAUUCAAAUGUAAUAACAACAAUUCAACCAACUACAAAAUUAGGUGGUCGUGGAACACCACGUCGUAAAACACGUCGUUCUAAUAACAAUAGUCAUUCAGUAUUAGUUGCGGCACGCACCUUAGAAAAUAAAUUAAAGCCAUUUCGUACACAAUUUCAAUUAUAUGACCAACAAGAAUUAUGUGAUGUUAGUAUUCUAUAUGAAGAUGGUCAUAUUGAUAUACAAAAUCAGGUACGAGUACAUUCAACAUGGCCAAUGACAAUACAUGAAAUCGAUUCUUCUGAAACUAAUAUACAAACAUAUCAUAUUAAUGAUCUUGAUUUGAUGUCUAGUUCCUAUUUGCUUGGUAACCUUGAUACUUUACAAGAUGAAUUUAAUAGACAAUCAAUAACAUUAGCAACAACAACACAAACACCACCAACAGCAAGUAUAUUAAACUAUGUUAACAAUUUACAACAACGUCAAUUUUAUUCUCAACCAUCUUAUAAUUAUAUGAAUUAUAUUGGUUAUCAACAUAAUCCAUAUGCAGCUAAUGUUUAUGAUAGUUUUUCAAAUGAUAUUCGUCAAAUUUAUGGUAAUAUUAAUAGAAAAUCCGAUGAUGAACAAGACGAAGAAAAGGAUGAAGAAAAAGAUGAAGAAAAUGAUGAACAAAAAGAUGAACAAAAUCCAACAAUAACAAAAUCAAAACGAAGAAGACGUCGUUAUAAACAUAGUACAGUAAAAUCUGAACAAUCAUCAUCAGUUAUACCUAAAGAAGACGAGAUGAUCAUUGAUAAACCAAUUGAACAUCUCGAGAAUGAAAAUAUUACAACAAAACAAACAAAAAGUAAGCGACGAAGAAUACGUAAGUCAAAAAAAUCUCUUCCUUUAUCUUCAACUUCCGGUGCACAAGAACAAACUUCUAUUAUUAUUGAACAACCUGAAACAAAUUCAUCUUCUUUAAUUAAUGAAAAAAUAAAUGAAGAUACUUUGUCGUCAUCAACGCCUACUCAACAAACCGAGCAACAUUCUUCAUCUAUUGAGCUUAUGGAACAACAACCAUUAACGUCGAUGAAUAGUGUCAUGCAUGCGGAUAGAAAUUCUUCUACUGAGCAUGUUGUGAAUGUUCCACAUAAGGGCGAAAAGAAAAAGAAAAAAAAAGAAAAAAAGGAACUACAACUAGCAAAUACUUCAACAAGAACUACUAAUAUUAUUGUCGAUGAUGUUAAUCCAACGGUUCCUACUCAUACUAGUACGAAUGUUGUCGACAUAAAUGCAAAGGAUGAUAAAAAUAAGAAAAUCGCAUUGCCUGUUGUCGACAAUACAUCUACAACUAAUACGUCUAAAAAUGAUAGUCUACCAGUGAUAAUUAUCACUAAUGAUGACAAUAAGAAAUUAGAUAAAAAUAUUUCAAUUAAACGAAAAAGAAGAAAAAAAAAUAAUAUUAAUGAUCAACAACAAAUAAUAUCAUUCGAUAGUCAACAACAAUUAUUAUUGGAUAAUAAGCAAGUGAGUAAUUCAUAUACAUAUUUUUUUUCUCAAAAUACUUUUUAA